AUGCUUUGGACACUGGAUGAUGAAACUGUGCUCAUAGACUUCGUGAAGGUCAACAAAGCCAGGGCUGGCGAUGGCAUGAACUUCAACAAGACAUUCUGGAACGACAUUGCUGUGCACCUAGCUGGGUCCACCUCACAAGACACACUCCAUGCCACUUUCGUUGUUAUUGACAGAGUAGUGAAUCACUUGGGUGUUGCAUGGGACAAAGAUUGUGAUGCCGACAUCACACCCAAAUCAAAGACUGUCUGGGCUGAUAUCAUCAAAGCUCCUCCUGCCGCUAAGUCCUACAAGACCGAGGGCUGGCCGCCAUACGAGAAACUGAAGAACAUCCUUCCUUCAAAGGCAAAGGUUACAAAUGCCUACCACCCCCUCCAGGCCUCCAUCACCUCACUGGCUAGCACCAGCAUGGCUGUUGCAGGCAUGAGUUUUGACAAGGUUGAGAUGCGCAACAAGGAAGUGGCACUGGAUGAGAUGGAGAACACCUCCAAUGAUGCGAACCCAGUAGACGUCCUCAUGCUGCUGCUGCCCUCCCCAUUUGACACAGUGCUACAAUCCCCCUUUGCUCCAUUUACACCGGGUACAUCGGGUAUGUCUGUGGCUGCUGGUAAGCACAAAGCUGACAGUGAUGAGUUUAUGAGGACGUCUUCUCGUCCUCCCAACACUUCAAAGUCGAAGGUUGCUGUGUUGGCAUUUGGGAAAGUCACUCAAAUAGGUUCAGAUAUUCGGGAUCUCAGUACCUCAUUUGAUCAUGCAGCCAUUGUCUUUCAAGAGCGCACACCCCACACUAUCGAUCCCAUUCCACUGCGCCGACAGAAGGCAAUCAUUCAGCUGCAGAAGGAGGAUGGUCUGGAGGAUCACCAAGUGGUGGUGGUGAUCAAACAUUUCCAGAAGGAUGUCGCAAUCACUGAUUCAUACCUUGCCAUUGAGUAA
Molecule: messenger RNA, 930 nt
Organism: Suillus clintonianus
Lineage: Eukaryota; Fungi; Basidiomycota; Agaricomycetes; Boletales; Suillaceae
Exons: 4
Coding region: 1-930 (309 amino acids)
Source: RefSeq, a predicted model, not a curated record